Molecule: messenger RNA, 1705 nt
Organism: Glossina fuscipes
Lineage: Eukaryota; Metazoa; Arthropoda; Insecta; Diptera; Glossinidae
Gene: Traf-like
Product: TNF receptor-associated factor 3
Exons: 6
Coding region: 270-1652 (460 amino acids)
Biological process (GO): regulation of canonical NF-kappaB signal transduction; positive regulation of JNK cascade; tumor necrosis factor-mediated signaling pathway
Cellular component (GO): cytoplasmic side of plasma membrane; plasma membrane signaling receptor complex
Molecular function (GO): ubiquitin protein ligase binding; tumor necrosis factor receptor binding
Source: RefSeq, a predicted model, not a curated record
AAAUGUUUCAACUAUAACAACAAAAGAUAUUUAAUAUUAAAUAUAUUAGCAAAUUAAGUAAAAGAAAAAAAAAAUUCAUAAAUAAAUAAAACAAAGAAAAAAGAACAAUCUCAGAGGAUGUAAAGUAAUAAAGUACAUAAUAAACAAAUACUUAAAAACAACAUCAAAGAGGCUAUCAUCAUUUGCACACACUUAACCAUUUAAGUGAUUGAAAGGGAGAAAGGGAGAAAAGGGCGUUUAGAGGAGGUUUACUAAUCGCAGUUCGAAAAAUGAACGGUACACUACCGUCACGAUCGAAUGACUCAUCGUCAACUAUAAUAAAAUAUGAGAAAUCUUCCUGUUUAUUUUGUAAUGAGUGGUUCGAUUCGCAAACCUUUACGGAACACUUAAUACAUUGCGGGCAAGUAUUGGAGCAAUGCCCCAACACAUGUAAAGUCUUCUUGCCGCGUCUAAGGAUGCGAGCCCAUCUUAAAGAGUGCCCACAUGCGGAGCACAGUAACUCAAGUUGCGAGAAUUUAGAUAAAAUGGCUGAACAAAGAAUUCAAACGCUGGAAAAUGACAUAAACACAUUACGUACGGUGUUAAAUGAAGAAAUACGACAACGUUUACAUUUGAUAACCGAUCUGGGUAAUGUGCGUAAACAAAAUCAAUUACAGGAUGAAAUGUCGCACAGCAUACAAGAAUCGCUAAAACAUUUGCAAAACCGUUUAAAUGAAGAGAAUACACAACGAUGCUAUGAAGUGGAACAAUGCCAGCAGGACUUUCGCUAUUGCCAUGAUAUUGUACAGACGUUAAAAACGGAAUUGCAGCACGAAAUCGAUGACUUGGAAAAGCACAUUAAUCGAGUAUCUUUGGAGGGAGCACGACAUCAAAAUUUAUUAAAUGAUAACAUUCUGCAAUUAGAGGACACCGUCUUAGCUCAUGAAAGGAAUAAUCGCGACAAAUUCAUAGAACUUGAAAAUUAUUUGCAAACUUUCAACGAUGAUAUCAAAAGCAAAUUACAAGUCAAUGCCGAUCAUAAUGCCAAAUAUGCGACUUUAGGUCUGGAGAUCAAAAGCAUGAAACAUAUUGUUUGUGAGACUGAAGAACGUUGUGACAAAUUGGAAGCAUUGUUUACCGAAAUGGACCGUAGCUUACACCAUACCAUGCAAUUGGUCGCUGAUAUGGAAAAUUAUUUAUCUACGCAGCAAAGACUAACGAGUAUUAUAAAUACUAGAGGUCAUUUAAUUUGGCAUAUUAAGGAUUUGUCUAAGAAAAUGGACGAAUCUAAAAAGUAUGAUACGAUAUUGCACAGUGCUAUGUUCUCUAAUAAGCCUUACGGUUAUGCUUUGAGGCUCGAUAUUUAUUUGAAUGGAAAAGGAAAUUGGAAAGGUCGUAACAUGUUGGCUUGUUUGAAUGUUUUACCCGGAGAAUAUGAUGCGCUUUUAACGUGGCCUUGUCGCUUGCAAGCCAAUGUUUUAAUCCGUGAUCAGCGUUAUACAAGUCAAUCGGAAGCCGACGAUUAUAUGAAGCUUGUUAAUGUUCGUAAGAAAAGUGAUGAUUAUAUACAAACUAAUCAAUUUUUUUAUAUACCUCAUAAGAUCCUAACGCAGGCUCAAUAUUUAAAAAAUGAUUCAAUUUAUGUUGAAGUGAGAAUAUUGAAAACGCAAUAAAUUAUUUAUCCGUUGUGUUUUAUUUGUUCAUUUAUUUGUUUACAUUUUUUUAU